AUGGGGAGCGGCCGCAUCCUGGGAGCUGGGGCCGUGCUGGUGGCACUGGUGGUGCUGGGAGCCCGCCCGGCUGGAGGCGAGGAGACCAAGGGGUUCUUCCAGUUCCUAGGGACCUGUGAGUGUCACUACCUCAACGGCACCGAGCGGGUGAGGUAUCUGGACACGUACAUCUACAACCGGCAGCAGUACGCGCACUUUGACAGUGAUGUGGGGCAUUAUGUGGCUGACACGGAACUGGGCAAGCCUGAUGCUGACUACUGGAACAGUCAGCCCGAAAUACUGGAGUACCAACGGGGUUCAGUAGACAGGUUCUGCCGGCACAACUAUGAGGUAUCGGACACUUACAUCCUGCACAGGAGAGUUGAGCCCAAGGUGAGGGUCUCUCCCAUGCAGUCGAGCUCGCUGCCCCAGACCGACAGGCUGGCGUGCUACGUGACGGGCUUCUACCCCGCCGAGAUCCAGGUGAAGUGGUUCAAGAACGGCCAGGAGGAGACGAAGCACGUGGUGUCCACGGACGUGAUCCAGAACGGGGACUGGACCUACCAGGUGCUGGUGAUGCUGGAAAGCACCCCGCAGCAUGGGGACACCUACGAGUGCCACGUGCAGCACGCCAGCCUGAAAAGCCCCAUCAUCCAUGAAUGGGUGCUCCCAGCGGAUGCCGCCAGGGGCAAGAUGCUGACGGGCGUCGGGGGCUUGGUGCUGGGGCUCAUCUUCCUGGCGCUGGGGCUCUUCCUCUACG
Messenger RNA from Anas platyrhynchos (mallard), 739 nucleotides. Lineage: Eukaryota; Metazoa; Chordata; Aves; Anseriformes; Anatidae. The record is from RefSeq.